AUGCCGUAUAUUCAAGACUUCUCUCGAAACAUUGCAGAAUUCGGAUUUCUCACGACAAUGUGUGGAAAUUCGGUUUUGAUAUACUUGACUGGCUGGAUGACGAAACAGAUUCAAGGACCUUAUAAACGAAUGAUUAUCAUUUUCGCAUGUCUCGGAUUAUCAUUUUCAGUUGUUGAGAUGCUAGCGAGACCGUUUGUGCACAGUUACAAUGGAGCAUUCGUUUAUUUUAGUCUGGCAAAAGAAAUAUCUGGAAUGCAGGGUAUUGUUACUUUCCUAUUGGCUUUAUAUGCUGGAUUGUACGCUGCAUUAAUUUCAUUUGUGGCUGUUCAGUUUAUCUUUCGGUAUUGCAUUCUCAACAACCAAGACAUGGCUACAAUGUUAUUCAAGGGAUGGAAGAUGGCAUUAUGGGUGAGCUACGCAUUGUUCUUUGGAGCGCUUUGGAUAUUUUUAUGCUUUUUUUGUGGAAAGUUUGAUGAAUAUUCGAUGGAUUAUACUAGAGAAGAAAUGUUGAACGUCUAUAACAUGAAUAUCACGGAAACUGCUGGAAUGAUUAUUGUGGCUUAUGAACCAAGUGAGCUGGACCCCAGUCAGAUUCAAUUGAGAAAAAGCAGUGCGAUAUUCUGGUGUGGCACUGUUUCAAUUCUGCUCGCACAAUACAUCGUCAUGGUGUUUUGUGGAACAUCAAUGCAUUUCCAGAUGGUUGAGAAGUUGAAACACUUCUCAUUGACUCAUCAACGACUUCAAAAGCAAUUUUUCAAAACUCUUGUCUGUCAGAUUACAGUACCAACUGUCUUGUUCCAUAUGCCAAUUGUCCCAGUGUUAUCUGCCCCAUUUUUCAAUUUGAAGAUAAGUAUUCAGUCUGGAAUUAUCUAUAGUUUCUUCAGUCUAUAUCCCCCAAUCGACAGUUUUCUGUUGAUGUACAUUGUAUCGGACUAUCGGAAUGCAUUGAGCAAAUUGGUGAGCAGAAACAAACAAGUUUACACUGGAAGCAAUGCAUUUUCCACUCACGUCAGUGUCAGGAUGACUUGA
This is a messenger RNA of Caenorhabditis remanei, 1029 nucleotides long. RefSeq lists its product as uncharacterized. The record is from RefSeq and is a predicted model, not a curated record. The coding region runs from base 1 to 1029 and encodes 342 amino acids. NCBI's taxonomy places the organism in Eukaryota, Metazoa, Nematoda, Chromadorea, Rhabditida, Rhabditidae. The transcript is spliced from 6 exons.